Messenger RNA from Mizuhopecten yessoensis (Yesso scallop), 627 nucleotides. RefSeq lists its product as uncharacterized. Lineage: Eukaryota; Metazoa; Mollusca; Bivalvia; Pectinida; Pectinidae. The record is from RefSeq and is a predicted model, not a curated record. The transcript is spliced from 4 exons. The coding region runs from base 70 to 588 and encodes 172 amino acids.
AUCCUAUUUAAAGAAAGGUGUAUUUUGUCCACUGUCAGACGUGAUCUGUUUGCCUACCAUCAAAGUAAAAUGUACAAACUGUUUUUGGUACAGGUGCUGGUAGUGUUCGCACUCUGGCAUGUUUCCGAGUCCCGUGUGUAUACACAGGACGAACUUGAUUUAUUAGCAAGAGUGCACUAUGACCAGAUUCCCCGACAUUUGCAACUGAUGCUGAGGAGAGGAAAGAAAAUAGGCGACACCAGUAACUGGUGUUGUAAGAAUGGUGCAGACCAAGUGGUAAGCAAUACCCAGAUGUCAAAGAUCGCGUCCAAGACAAUCAGAGAGUCAGUCCAGACACACACACAGGACGGAUGCGGAUUCCUGAACACCAAGACGUGCGAGACUACAGAUAUCAAAUAUGUUGAGAAACUGAUUACCUACAUCGAUUACCAGCUCGUCCCUAACAAGAGCGUCUGUCCAGACGAACAGAUCACGUGCUGUAGCGGGUUCGUGCUCGCCGUUGAUAAUUGUUUGGCGGCGGAAGGCCAAUAUCUCAGCACCUUGACCGAUGCCCUGAUCAAGUUACAAGGUGCCGGACUUCUAGGGUAAACGUAGUUGUCAGCUGAAAUAAACCGAGACUCAAACAUA